Messenger RNA from Mesoplodon densirostris (Blainville's beaked whale), 4519 nucleotides. It is a transcript of the gene GFM2, whose product is annotated as GTP dependent ribosome recycling factor mitochondrial 2. NCBI's taxonomy places the organism in Eukaryota, Metazoa, Chordata, Mammalia, Artiodactyla, Ziphiidae. The transcript is spliced from 21 exons. Gene Ontology annotation, biological process: mitochondrial translation; ribosome disassembly. Gene Ontology annotation, molecular function: GTP binding; translation elongation factor activity; GTPase activity. Gene Ontology annotation, cellular component: mitochondrion. Bases 179 to 2509 code for a protein of 776 amino acids. The record is from RefSeq and is a predicted model, not a curated record.
GGGAAGAAAACGUAAGUUCCGCUCACGGGUAGGGCGUUCUCCGAGGUAGGGCGUCGCGACGUGAGGCCUUUGCACUGUAGGGUGCAGCCCGCACCUCGGCUCUCACCAGCCCGGCGGAGAAAAAGCCGGCCUCCGGAAUGCGACCAAGUGCCAGAGAAUAACAGUUUGGAGGUCCAAGAUGUCCAAUCUGAGGAUAUUUGCAGUGAAUCAUAAGAAAAUAUCCAGCUUGCACAUUAACAAUAUGUGUUCCUCAAAAAUAAGAGCAAGUCUAAAAAGAUUAAGGCUACAUGUGCUUCUUGGAAGAAAUUACAGUUCCCUACCAGGUUUAAUAGGAAAUGAUAUCAAGUCCCUUCAUUCCAUCAUCAAUCCUCCUAUUGCUAAAAUCCGUAAUAUUGGAAUUAUGGCUCAUAUUGAUGCAGGAAAAACUACCACCACAGAAAGAAUAUUGUAUUAUUCUGGAUACACAAGAUCACUGGGAGAUGUUGAUGAUGGAGACACGGUGACAGAUUUCAUGGCUCAAGAGCGAGAACGAGGCAUAACUAUUCAAUCAGCUGCUGUUACAUUCGAUUGGAAGGGGUAUAGAAUCAAUCUGAUUGAUACACCAGGUCAUGUGGACUUUACCUUGGAAGUUGAGCGCUGCCUAAGAGUGUUAGAUGGUGCAGUGGCUGUGUUUGAUGCCUCUGCUGGUGUAGAGGCACAAACUCUUACAGUAUGGAGGCAAGCUGAUAAACACAAGAUACCUCGAAUCUGUUUUUUAAACAAGAUGGACAAAAUUGGAGCAAGUUUUAACUAUGCUGUUGAAAGCAUCAGAGAGAAGUUGAAGGCAAAGCCUUUGCUUUUACAGUUACCAAUUGGUGAAGGCAAAACUUUCAAAGGAGUGGUGGAUGUAGUAAGUAAAGAAAAACUUCUUUGGAAUCCCAAUUCAGAUGAUGGAAAAGACUUUGAGAGAAAACCCCUCUUGGAAAUGAGUGAUCCUGAAUUGCUGAAGGAGAUAACGGAAGCAAGGAAUGCCUUAAUUGAACAAGUUGCAGAUUUGGAUGAUGAAUUUGCUGACUUGGUUUUAGGAGAAUUUAGUGAGAAUUUUGAUUUACUACCAGCUGAAAAGCUACAAGCUGCGGUACACAGAGUAACACUGGCUCAGACAGCAGUGCCUGUGCUUUGUGGAAGUGCCCUGAAAAACAAAGGGGUCCAGCCCUUGUUAGAUGCUAUUACUAUGUACUUGCCUUCACCUGAAGAACGCAACUAUGAAUUUCUGCAGUGGUAUAAGGGUGACUUAUGUGCCCUGGCAUUUAAAGUUCUCCAUGACAAGCAGCGAGGCCCACUGGUAUUUUUGCGCAUUUACUCAGGCAUGAUAAAACGCCAAUUGGCCAUCCAUAAUAUUAAUGGAAACUGCACGGAGAGAAUAAGUCGUCUGCUUUUGCCAUUUGCUGACCAGCAUGUAGAAAUCCCUUCACUGACUGCUGGUAACAUUGCUUUGACUGUUGGGCUUAAACACACUGCCACUGGGGACACCAUUGUCUCAUCCAAGUCCAGCGCAUUAGCUGCAUGUCGUCGAGCAGAAAGGGAGGGAGAAAAGAAGCACAGACAAAACAAUGAAGCAGAGAGGCUUUUGUUGGCUGGGGUGGAGAUUCCAGAACCUGUUUUCUUCUGUACCAUAGAACCUCCAUCAGUGGCUAAGCAGCCAGAUUUGGAUCAUGCAUUGAAAUGCCUUCAGCGUGAAGAUCCCAGUUUGAAAGUGAAGCUAGAUCCUGACUCUGGACAAACUAUCCUUUGUGGAAUGGGGGAGUUACAUAUUGAGAUAAUUCAUGACCGAAUCAAGAGGGAAUAUGGACUGGAAACCUAUCUAGGGCCCCUCCAGGUGGCAUACCGAGAGACCAUCCUAAAUUCAGUUCGUGCCACAGAUACCUUAGAUAGAACUUUAGGAGACAGACGGCAUCUUGUGACUGUAGAACUGGAAGCAAAAUCACUGGAAACAUCAUCUCUUCUGCCAGUCAUCGAGUAUGCAGCAAGUGUUGCUGAAGACCUUUCUCAGGCCUCACGAGAGGCCAUUGAAAAUGGCCUUUACAGCGCGUGCCUCCAAGGACCACUGCUUGGAUCGCCAAUUCAAGAUAUAGCAAUUACUUUACAUUCAUUGGUAAUUCAUCCCGGUACCUCCACAGCUAUGAUUUCUGCCUGUGCCUCAAGAUGCCUACAAAAGGCUCUGAAGAAAGCUGAUAAGCAAAUUUUGGAGCCCCUGAUGAAUCUUGAGGUUACAGUGACUAGAGAUUACCUCAGUCCUGUCCUAGCAGAUCUGGCACAAAGAAGAGGGAACGUUCAGGAAAUCCAGACUCGUCAGGACAACAAAGUUGUUAUUGGAUUUGUUCCCUUAGCAGAAAUUAUGGGUUAUUCAACUGUGCUUCGAACGUUAACAUCAGGCUCAGCUACCUUUGCCUUAGAGCUCUCUAAUUAUCAAGCCAUGAAUCCUCAAGACCAAAGUACACUGCUCAGCCAGAGAAGUGGCUUGUCCUAAGUCCUUGGAGAGAAACUCAGGAGCACCUACCUACUUCAUUUUCAGUAAGAACAACUGAAAAGGUAGAACUUGAAACAGACAGUGGCACUUGGUGCUGCCCAUUCUAUUUUAUAGAAUGAGAAACGUGCUUUGAUGUUGAAGGUUAAUGUACCUGAACUGUAUUGUGUAUCUAGGAUGUUAUUACUGUCGGUAGUCAAGGUUCAGUCUUUUGCAAUAUACUGAAUGAUAGAUAUCACGAGGUUUUUGGUUGGUUGAUUUUAAGCUGCUCUCACAGGAAAGAUGUCAGUCUUCUAUGUAUAACGUAUAAUAAGAUGGAGGUUCAAUCAAUAAAAAGAUUUUAUUCAAAAACAUGAUUUUUAAAAUCAAGCUGAUCGUGGUACAGAUGAUUGUGGGCAUUUUCCCCUAUUUUUCUUUUGUUUCAGCUCAUUUUUACAUUGUGUCCUCGUGGUCACAAUAUCCCGUAAAGACAGGUUCUGCAGCUAUUCCUCGUCUGUACGACAGGUAAAGUACAAACAAAAGAUGUUUUAGAUUGAUAUAACUCAUCUCCAUCUUAAGGAACUUAAUAGCUCAAAUCAGAAUCACUAAACCAUCACUAAUUAUUGAAAAAAGAGAUUCAUAAUGGAGUUCUAAGUUACAGCAAAAUUUAUCUAUAAAACAGUUUAAAGUCCAAGAUAUCUUCUCCUUAUAGGUACUGGAAAUAGUUCCCAAUUUCUCCUAAUUAAAUCACAGCCUCUUAGGUGACAUACAUUUCUAUUUAUAGGAAAAAAAACCCAAUAAGCCAUCUAACACUAAAUAAGGUUAAAACUCACCCUGUACUUAAUAGUAUCCUAGCUUGAAAAAUAAAUCUGUCUUACCUGAGCAUUCUGCAGCGGUGAAUUGUUAGUCUCCUGUAGGCAUCCUCUAGGCUUCUGACAUCUUUGUGACUCCAGAGUCUCUCACCAACAGCACUUGCCCGAGGCCUAAAAUUUAAACCACAUGUGCCCCAAUGUAGUUUUCUGUUUUCUUAAAUAAGCAAACCACAUGCUUGGGGAAGUUCCUAGUGGUUUCCUACUUGGGUACAGAAGGAAAACUCAGGCACCUUAAUUCAAAUGUUAUCCCUUAAAUUCCAUACCAUAAUCUUGGAGUAAGGUUAGUUGCAUCCACAUACUCUCCCCAUAGACAAGCUUCUCCACCAAUGACAAGUUUUUUCUGUUCCUGAGAACCUAGAUUAAAAUCAUUGAUGUAAGUUAGGUAGUUGCAACUGGAGGCCUAUAUACAGAGGCAAUGCUGAUUUCUAUUGUUAUCUUAGGGCAACAUUUCUCUCCUGUUAAGCAGGACCUUGGGAGACGUUCGUGGCUGUGGCACAAGGUGGCCAACUUUAUUGCCAUGGCUGACCCCAUGGUUCACAUAGUAUUUGUUAGCAUGUUAACUAAUGUGGCAGUCUGGUAGUAAAGAUACCAUUUUAUUAAAGGGACUAUCUCUAGUAAUUAUGACUUUCUGAUUCUCAGAAAAUGCUUUUUAGAUUAACAGUUAUGUCAAUUCCUAAUAGACCUACAGUUUUGAAACUCUUUUAAACAGCAAAAUACUUUUCCUCAAAGGAAAUUUUAUAUUAAAGUCUGAUAUACAAAAAUGGACAAAGUAGAACUGUUCUUAAUGAAGGGGGUUUGAGAGUCUGGAGCCCCACCACUUGACAUGCCCACCCCCAAGGACGCCUCCUCCUCAGAACCCGGAAGCCACUGAACAGGACGGGAUCCCUGCUUAGGUGGCUUGCAUUGGAGAGGCAGCUCAGAGUAGGAGAUACAAGGUUAAUGCAGUCAGGCAUCUUUAAAUGCAUAGUGAUAACAAGUCUUAUCAGUGAAAAUGGAGAGAAAAAUCUAAGGGAAUCUACUUUUGAAGUUCUUUCAUUUAGGGAAGAAUGUGGUUUCUUUCACAGAGUUUAAAAUGAUAUUGUAGUUGGUCUGUUUAAGUACACACAAACAAAAUCAAGGGUCAAACAUAAAAGGGAGGAUAGUUGGUAGAUGCUACCUAGGU